AUGUCAACACCACCAAAUCUAAAUGACUUAACGAAAAUAUUAAUGCGAUUUAGAAUCGGAAAAUAUGGUAUCAGUACAGAUAUUGAAAAGGCCUUUUUACAGAUAGGACUUGACAAGAAGGAUCAUGACGCUACACGUUUCUUUUGGCUAGCUGACCCCGACGACCCAUGUGGCAAUCUAACAACUUACAGGUUUAAAUCGAUAUUGUUUGGCGCAACAUGCUCACCAUUUAUUUUUAAUGCCACUCUACUUAAGCACUUGGACGAAAAUGAAAUUAGUAUAACACAAACGAUGAAAAGGGACUUAUAUGUAGACAAUAUUCUGUCAAGCGUUGAGACUUAUGACGAAGCUAUUGCAUAUUUCAAGGAUGCGAGAAAUGUCAUGUCAAAGGGAGGAUUCAAUUUGCGAUCUUGGAGCUCAAACUGCAGUGAUUUAACUGAAAUUGCAAAAACUGAAAAUUUAGCCGAAAAGAACAUAACGGUAAAUAUACUAGGAAUGAUAUGGAACACUGAAAAAGAUACAAUUUCUUUUCAUAAAGUUAAUGUAACAGAUAUUGAGGAACCAAACAUUACAAAACGUGAAAUACUGAGUCAAUCAUCUCGAAUCUACGAUCCUAUGGGAUCACUUUCGCCAGUGUCCGUUAGGGCCAAAAUUUUAAUGCAAGACCUCUGGAAAGACAAACUUGAGUGGGAUGAACCACUUCCGUUAAACGUACAACAACAGUGGAUGGAAUUAGCUAGAGACUUAGAAUUUUCAACAAACACAGAGUUACCGAGACAGAUUUUAACUAAAAGUACAGAUGAACCAACACAGUUACAUGUUUUCGUUGAUGCCAGCCAGAGAUCCUACGGAUCAGCUGUUUAUAUAAAAAAUCGACAGCAGUCAACAUUAGUAUUUGCUAAAAGCCUAAAGACUUUGACAUUACCACAAUUAGAACUAAUGGCCGCUGUGAUAGGAGCUAGAAUUGCAGCACACGUAAAAUCAGCUCUAUCAAUAAACAAAGUCACGUAUUGGUCGGACAGUCAAAUAGUUUCACACUGGUUAACAACGACUAAACAUUUGAAAAAAUUCCUUCACAACAGAAUUACAGAAAUUAAAUCUUUAACACAGGAUUCAGAGUGGAAAUAUUGUCCAACGAAUGACAACCCUGCAAACCUAUUUACAAGAGGGAACAGCGCUUCACAACUAGCAGAUGCUAAACUGUGGUUUAAUGGACCGGAAUGGAUCAAUUGUUCAAAAUCUUGGCCGCAGUGGACACCUAACACAUGCAUUCUUUUAACGAAUAUAGAUCAAGAGGAGAACGUUACAAAUACAAUUGAAGGGAAUAAUACACAUAGCAUUCAUUGCAUACUGGAUAUUAUGAGAUACAGUACAUUAACAAAGAUACUACGUGUUAGUUCGUGGAUUUACCGAUUCAUAGCGAAUUGCCGCAAAUCACGCUCACAGAGAAUACAGAGCAAAUUCAUCACAUGCGAGGAACUACAAGAUACAAUAGAAAAAUGGAUAAUAAGUGCUCAGAGGAUUUCAUUUGAUAAAGAAAUCAGGACUUUGAAGUCGCAAUCGAACACACCCAAUACUUUAUUUCGACAAUUACGACUAUAUAUAGAUGAGAAAGAAAUUGUUCGUUGCCGCGGGAGAAUUCAUAAUGCUCAAAUUAGUGAAAAUUCAAGAUUUCCGUGUUUAUUACCAAAUAAUUAUCAUUUCACUGAAUUGCUUAUAUCGGAAGUUCAUAAGAAUUUAAAACAUUCAGGAGUAUUGGCCACAGUCACCGAGAUUCGCCAAAAUUAUUGGAUACCUAAAAUACGUCAACAAGUGAAAAAAGGUCUUCGUAAAUGCGUUAAUUGUCGUAAAGUAAACGGAAAACCGUACAGUGCGCCAGAUCCUCCACCUCUACCAAAGACAAGAUUAAUGGAAGCACCAUCGUUUACCGUCACAGGUGUUGAUUUUACUGGAGCGUUAUAUGUUAAAGACAAUAACGGACAAGGGAGCAAAGUAUUCAUAUGCUUAUUUACAUGUGCGUCAACGCGCGCAGUGCAUUUAGAGGUCCUCACAGAUCUUAAAGAAAGAUCUUUUUUACAAGCGUUCAGAAGAUUUACGAGCUGCAAGUCUUUGCCGAGAGUGAUGAUAUCUGACAAUGCGUCAACAUACAUGGCCGCAUCCGAGACUUUAGAGAGACUUACCAAAUCCGAAACCUUAAAUGAUGCGUUAUCCGUCUGUGGAACGACUUGGAAAUUCAUAAUAAAACGAGCUCCCUGGUAUGGUGGUUGGUGGGAGCGCUUAAUAGGACUAACACAAAUGUGCUUACGAAAAGUUCUUGGAAGAUCGUACAUUACAUCGGAGGAUUUACAAACAAUAGUCACCGAAAUUGAAGCCGUGUUGAACGAUCGGCCUUUAACGUAUGUAUCCACCGACAUCGAGGAUCAGGUACUUUUGACACCAUCGCACCUGCUGUAUGGGAGAAGGAUUACAACUACACCGUAUCCACGACAAGACACCAACGAAAAUACAAGUUUCAUAGACAGAAGCGACAUUUCUAAACGUGCUGAACUACAAACUUUCGUAAUUGGCCAAUUUUGGUCGCGAUGGAAAUCAGAAUAUCUUACGUCGCUACGUGAAUACCACACCCGAACAGGAGAUAACGACCAGACAAUUUAA
Molecule: messenger RNA, 2655 nt
Organism: Mytilus trossulus (common blue mussel)
Lineage: Eukaryota; Metazoa; Mollusca; Bivalvia; Mytilida; Mytilidae
Exons: 1
Coding region: 1-2655 (884 amino acids)
Biological process (GO): DNA integration
Molecular function (GO): nucleic acid binding
Source: RefSeq, a predicted model, not a curated record